AUGCGGGGCGCACCCGGCUCCGCGCUGCGGGCGGCGCUGCCGCUGCUGGGCGCCGCCGUGUCCCUCUGCACAGGCCUGCAGUGCGUGUGCCAGCUAUGCGAGCACACCAACUUCACCUGCCAGACGGAGGGCGCCUGCUGGGCCUCGGUGAUUGCUCCAACGGGGCGCGAGGAGGUGGUCAAGUCCUGCGUGUCCCUGCAGCUCCACGCCCAGGUCUUCUGCCACAGCUCCAAGAACAUCACCAGGACCGAGUGCUUGCUACACGACUUCUGCAACAACAUCACGCUGCGCCUGCCGCUCGCCCCACCUUCAGCUCCUCUCCGUGGAGCGGCGGCGCUGGCGGCGGCGGUGGCGGUGCCGCUCGGGGCGCUGGCGCUGCUGGCCGCGCUGCUCGCCCGCUCCGCCCGCGGCUGCCGCCGCCCGCGCCGCCCGCCCAGCGUGGAGGAGCCGCCGUGCGAGGGCAGCCUGGCGGGCGCCGGGAAGACGCUGAAGGAUCUCAUCUUCGACAUGACCACCUCCGGCUCGGGCUCCGGCCUGCCUCUGCUGGUGCAGAGAACCAUUGCCAGGACGAUCGUGCUGCAGGAGAUUGUGGGCAAAGGCCGGUUUGGCGAAGUGUGGCACGGGAAGUGGUGCGGGGAGGACGUGGCUGUGAAAAUCUUCUCCUCCAGAGACGAGCGGUCGUGGUUCCGGGAGGCAGAGAUUUACCAGACUGUGAUGCUGAGGCACGAGAACAUCCUGGGCUUCAUCGCUGCUGACAACAAGGAUAAUGGGACGUGGACUCAGCUGUGGCUUGUCUCCGAGUACCACGAGCAGGGCUCGCUGUUUGACUACCUGAACAGGGGCACGGUGACCGUGGAGGGCAUGGUCAGGCUGGCACUGUCCGUGGCCAGCGGCCUGGCACACCUCCACAUGGAGAUCGUUGGCACGCAAGGGAAGCCAGCGAUCGCUCACCGGGAUCUGAAAUCCAAGAACAUCCUGGUGAAGAGGAAUGAGACCUGUGCCAUCGCCGACCUGGGCCUGGCGGUGAAGCACGACUCGGUGCUGAACACCAUCGACAUCCCCCAGAACCCCCGCGUGGGCACCAGGAGGUACAUGGCCCCCGAGAUCCUGGACGAUGCGAUGAACACGAACAUCUUUGAGUCCUUCAAGCGUGCAGACAUCUACUCCCUGGGGCUGGUGUACUGGGAGAUAGCCCGGAGGUGCUCCGUUGGAGGAAUCACAGAGGAAUACCAGUUGCCUUACUAUGACCUUGUGCCUUCUGAUCCUUCGAUAGAAGAUAUGAGAAGGGUUGUCUGUGAACAGAAGCUCAGACCAAGUAUUCCAAACCAGUGGCAAAGCUGUGAGGCGCUGCGGGUGCUGGGCCGGCUGAUGCGGGAGUGCUGGCGAGCCAGCGGCGCCGCGCGUCUCACGGCGCUGCGCGUCAAGAAAACCAUCUCGCAGCUCUGCGUGCCCGAGGACUGCAAAGCCUGACAGCUCCCGCGGGGCGCUCCGCUCUCGUCUCUGCACGUGUGACAGUGUUUUUGUUUCUGCCUACCUCAGAGGGCGCGGCUCAACGCUGCCGUGCCCGAGGCAGAGCACCGAGCUCCGGCGCUGCGCCCGGCCGUGGCACCGGGCUCGGGACUCGUAGCUCGGGUUUGGUACAGCAAGUCGGUGACUUGCUUUGGCUUUUUUUCGGUAAAUCAGACACUGGUGAAUCGCAGGAAGGAGCUUAAAGCAUCAUGACAGUGUAAAAAUACCUUUUGCUGUUGUGCUUUUCAUCCUUGUCAGACCCCAAGCGUCCUGGAAGUGUCUGGUGUUGGUUAAAGCCUGUUUGUGAGACAAACCUCACAUUCUGUCCUCAAACCAAGUAAAAGACCAAAUUAACCCAGCUUUUUACCUGUUGUUUUUUUUUUUUUUUUUUUUUUAAUAUAUAUUUUACUUCAGGGAUCUGAAAAAUGGUUGUCAGUAAAUGCAUUUUGAAUUACUAUAUUUAUAAUUAGCCAAGCAAUUAGAAAAGAUGGAAAUUCCACUAAGUGUGUACACUGUGAGCAAAACCAUUGAAUCAGUUCCCUAUGAACAUUUAUUUUUAUUGUCUCAAUUUCACAUACAAUAUCGUGGUUAAAAAUUGAGUUGUUUUACUCUGUUUUGUUCAUUGAACAGAUCAAUCAAGGGAUAACUUUUCCUUUUGACAGUUGUUAGGAAAAAUAGUAGAGGCAACACUUUUCUGUUAUCUGUGAAGGGAUGGAACAGGAGAAAUUCUGCCUAAACUGAGAAAAUAUUCAAUUUUUAGCAACAUUUUCUCAAUGACUGGCAGUAUUUUUUUAGUGCCUUUUGAUGUAUUAGGGGGGAGCAUUAGCAAAAGCCAGUGCAGCCUGUUCAGAGGUUUCUUACAGAAUUCUGUAACAGCACCAGGCUGGUGAUGAAUAUUAACAUUUCUGACCAGGUCUCCAUAAUAUCACAAGCCAGCAACGUGAGUUGUGUUAAAAUUCAGCAAAGUCCUGGCCUUUUGUGAAUUUCAGCCCACUCCCUGGCCUGUGUAUUUGAAUAUAGUGUUGGAGGAUUUUUAAGAGGCAAAAUUAUACAUUUCAUAUAUGGUUCUUUAAAUGUUGGUAAAUCCAUCUGGCCCGUGGGAAUUAAUCCCAAAGACGUUUCCAGAAUAGCAAAGCUUUGCAGGGCUCUGAGUGCUGCAGCCCAGCCCUGCAGCCUGCUUCCCUCCACUGCAUCCCAGCCCUGCAGCCUGCUUCCCUCCACUGCAGCCCAGUGCUCAGCCUGCUUCCCUCCACUGCAGCCCAGCCCUGCAGCCUGCUUCCCUCUGCUGCAGCCCAGCCCUGCAGCCUGCUUCCCUCCACUGCAGCCCAGCCCUGCAGCCUGCUUCCCUCUGCUGCAGCCCAGCCCUGCAGCCUGCUUCCCUCUGCUGCAGCCCAGCCCUGCAGCCUGCUUCCCUCCGCUGCAGCCCAGCCCUGCAGCCUGCUUCCCUCCACUGCAGCCCAGUGCUCAGCCUGCUUCCCUCUGCUGCACCCCAGCCCUGCAGCCUGCUUCCCUCCACUGCAGCCCAGCCCUGCAGCCUGCUUCCCUCUGCUGCAGCCUAGCCCUGCAGCCUGCUUCCCUCUGCUGCAGCCCAGCCCUGCAGCCUGCUUCCCUCCGCUGCAGCCCAGCCCUGCAGCCUGCUUCCCUCCGCUGCAGCCCAGCCCUGCAGCCUGCUUCCCCCAGCUGCUGCCAGCGCUGCUGCAGGGCGGCUUCUCACACCUAACCAAGGCUGUCUCAGGGAUCCACGGCAGGCUGGACGGGGCUUGGAGCAGCCUGGUCCGGUGGAAGGUGUCCCUGGCCGGGGCAGGGAGGGAAAAUGAGGCAAGCUUUAAGGUCUCUGCUGACCCAAACCAUUCUGGGGUUCCAUGAUUCAAUUCUUGUGUGCUUCAACUGCAUGAACUCCCCGUGGAGCUCAGAGAUGAGACUUUUUAGGCUGUUUGAGGGGUAAUCUGCAUGGUCCAAAGCCUGGUGCUGACUUGACUAUUAAAAAAAAUUGCAAAGCUAAGAUCCAGCAUACUUAUCUUAAAAAAUAAGAAUUGAAGCUUUAUUAUUUUUUUUUUUUAAGUGGGAAAACAGUUUCAGUUUUCAGUUUCCCCCUGGAAAUAGUGUUGACCAGCCCAGUAAUUUGAACAAAACCCUUUUGGUGCCUGGCUGGGAAGUGUGGGUGGAGGAUGCUCAGGCUCAGCUACUCCUCACACAGGUCACAGCUCCAGCCCCAGAAGUGCUUUAACCUUUUCCCUGGACAUAGCUCUUGGCAUCAGACAUUAUGGUCUGUUUGCCCUGGCUUUUCACCCAACUCCGUAUUUCUGCUCUGGUUUUCUUUUCUCUUUUGUUGUUGAGAGGUGAAUGUACAUUUUGAUGAAUUGGAGUUGAGCGUAGCUGAGCCAAGGGGCUGAUGUUUUAUUGAGCUCUGCAACGUUUGUAAACUCUACAGUCCUUUAGAAAAACUCCAAAGAACCCCUGUUUUAGUGGCCUUUCCCCUCCAUGUGGGUUUGUCUUGGUCUAAUUUAAGCACAGAGGUUAUGCCAAGACCCUUCUGUGCAGUUUGGGGAGGCUUAGGUUUCCUCAGAGGUCACAAUGUUCCUGAUAAUCUUCACUUAAAGCAAAAGUUCUUAAGCUCAUGAAAAUUUUUAAAGUCAAGGAUGCUCAAAACCUCUUACCACAUUCAGAUUCUCCUAAUUGAUGCUUCUGACUGGGGGGGAAUAACCAAUAUUUUAUAAUUUGCUUCUAAUAACAAUCUAAAGUUUAAUGUAGGGAUUAUGCACUGAAAGGGAAAGUUAAUUAAUGUUUCCUGUAGCACCUAAUUAUUUUUUGUGUUACUUGAACUGCCGUCCCCACACACUCCUUUAGAAGCUCAGGCUGUAAUCUCCUCUGCACUUCCCUACUUUCAUAAUUUGCACUUAAUCGAGCUCAUUCCCUCACAUGACACUUUUAUAAGGAGUCCGACAAUAUUUUAGUGAUUGCUGUGUCUCUUUGCUUGGUACUAGAUUCAGGAAUUACGAAUUAAUGAGUUUAGAAGUAUGCCCAGUCCCUCCAAUGGCUCUGGGCUUUGAGCAGGGCACGUUCUUCUCAGUCCCCAGAGCUCCUGUGCCAGGGUGGGCUCCAGGCUGCCCCUGGCCCAUGGGGAGGAGGAGUCUGGGCUUUGCCUGGGGGCAGAAUGACAGGGCAGGGACAGGGUGGCACUGGGGGCUGCAGGGGGGCACAGCCUGGCCACCUCCUCCGGGUGCACAGGGGGACAGGCACAGCCUUCGAGUGUUGGGGAAGGGUACGGCUCAAACCCCCCUGCUAUGGGUCAGUGGGGUCUGUGAGGGUGUCCCGGGGUGUCCUGGGGGGUCCUUGGGGGUCCUUGGGGAGCCCUGGGCCAGCACCUGGGUGUCCCCAGCAGCACUGCCUGUCUGUCCCCUCCUCUGUCCUUGUCUGUGUGUCUGUGAUUGCAGGGACCAUCCCCACAGGCUGUGGGACCCCAACCCCCAAAGCUUUUAGGGAAAGAUGUCCAUGUUCUGCUCUGAUGGGCAGAGCAAUAUUUAUGAAUGUACAGGGAGUAAACAUUGAGGUACAAUAUAUUUCUACAGAAUAUAAGAAAUGUGCAAUAAAUUGUAACUUACACUGAAUGUAUUUUUGGCAUAAAUGGACCAGAUGUGUUUUGAAUGUAGCUACGACAUUGUGUCUAAGCCUGCUGUGAUUCUCAGUCCCCAAGAAAAACGUGUCGUGUUUUGUCAAUUUACAAACCACUUCCUCAGUUGCCUGUUUUUAAAAGAAGCAUGAGUAUUUUAUCUGGAACACUGCAAUAUUUCUGAACUAAGUAUAGCAGUGCAAUGCUAACUUCAACCCUCGUGUUGUGAAAUAUCUGAUCUGUGUACACUGCAGAGUUAUUUUUAAAACGAUUGCUAAAGUUAUCGCUUGAUAUUGCAGCUGCCUGGAUGUAAAUAAUGCUUUAGCUGUUGUAUUUUGUAUGUGGAUUUGGGGAAGACGUGGCAAUUUUAAUAAAUUCAGCAUACUCUGC
This is a messenger RNA of Haemorhous mexicanus (house finch), 5509 nucleotides long. RefSeq names its product activin A receptor type 1C (gene ACVR1C). Gene Ontology annotation, cellular component: plasma membrane; activin receptor complex. Gene Ontology annotation, molecular function: activin receptor activity, type I; ATP binding. The record is from RefSeq and is a predicted model, not a curated record. Gene Ontology annotation, biological process: cellular response to growth factor stimulus; nervous system development; protein phosphorylation. Lineage: Eukaryota; Metazoa; Chordata; Aves; Passeriformes; Fringillidae.